Molecule: messenger RNA, 3140 nt
Organism: Zingiber officinale
Lineage: Eukaryota; Viridiplantae; Streptophyta; Magnoliopsida; Zingiberales; Zingiberaceae
Product: rho GTPase-activating protein 7-like
Exons: 23
Coding region: 259-2859 (866 amino acids)
Biological process (GO): signal transduction
Source: RefSeq, a predicted model, not a curated record
AAACACAAGUAAACAACGACGCUGGCCCCGUCAGGUGGUCCUCUUUCCUUCGUCUUCUGCUCCGCUGCGCAUCCGUCGUCGCAAUCUUCCCAUUCGCCUACUCUUUCCUGGCUUCCUUUUGCCGUCUCAAACCCUAAUCUCUUCGCCGCGUGGGCCGCGGGGAAGAUCCGUCGUGGUAGGCGGCGUACCGGGAAAUGCGGGAAGAGCAGGAGCACCUGAUCUGAUGCCCCAUCUGUGGCCGGCGGGAGACGGCGCGCGAUGUCGUCGGCUCCGACUGCGGGGGCUGUGUUCGAGCGGCAUCGCCCCGUAGCACCCAAUACUGUGUUUAAAAGUGGACCAUUGUCAAUUUCAUCUAAAGGAAUUGGUUGGAAAUCAUGGAAGAGACGUUGGUUUAUACUCACACGGACUUCUCUUGUUUUCUUCAAGAAUGAUCCUAGUGCACUACCCCAAAGAGGUGGCGAAGUCAAUCUUACUUUGGGUGGUAUUGACCUAAAUAAUUCUGGAAGUGUUGUUGUUAGGGAAGAUAAGAAGUUAUUAACAGUUUUGUUUCCUGAUGGACGUGAUGGUCGGGCAUUUACCCUUAAGGCAGAAUCUUUGAAGGAUUUAUUUGAAUGGAAAACAGCUUUGGAGCAUGCUCUUGCGCAAGCUCCAAAUGCUGCUCUUGUGAUGGGACAUAAUGGAAUUUUUCGUAAUGACAAUGGAGAUACUUUCGAAGGAUCAUUCCAUUAUUGGAGGGACAAGAGACCUAUCAAAUCCUUGGUUGUUGGUAGGCCAAUUUUGCUUGCCCUCGAGGAUAUUGAUGGAGGGCCAUCCUUUCUAGAAAAGGCAUUAUGCUUUCUUGAGAAGUUUGGAACAAAGGUGGAAGGAAUUUUGCGACAAGCUGCUGAUGUUGAAGAAGUUCAUGGAAGAAUCCAAGAGUAUGAGCAAGGAAAGAUUGAGUUUGCAGCUGAUGAAGAUGCCCAUAUUGUUGGUGAUUGUGUUAAGUAUGUUCUUCGGGAGUUACCAUCCUCUCCAGUCCCGGCUUCUUGUUGUACUGCAUUACUGGAAGCUUAUAAAUUGAUACACAAUGAGGCUCGUGUAAAUGCUAUGCGUGCUGCUAUAAUUGAGACAUUCCCUGAACCAAAUCGGCGACUAUUGCAGAGGAUUUUGAAAAUGAUGCAUGUUAUCUCCUCUCAUACUGCUGAGAAUCGGAUGACUCCAUCUGCUGUUGCUGCUUGCAUGGCUCCUCUUUUACUAAGACCUCUUUUGGCUGGUGAGUGUGAGUUGGAUGAUGAUCUCGACUCAAACGGUGACAGUUCAGCUCAGCUUCUGGCGGCAGCAAAUGCGGCUAACAAUGCUCAGGCCAUUAUCUCAACUCUUUUAGAGGAGUAUGAAACCAUAUUUGAUGAUGGCAAUCUGCAGAGAUGCUCACUGUCAUCUGACUCUCAGAUUGGAGACACUGGGAGUGAAGAGUCUGCAGAUGAUGUGAAUGUAGAUGCUAAAGAUAAUGGCUAUCAUGAUGCAGAAAAUGAUGCAGAACCAGAAAUUGAAAGUGAUAAUGAUGAGCGUGUGCUCAGUGGAAAACUGAGUGGAAGCAGUGGAUAUGCUGAUAGUGAUCUUUAUGAGUACAAGGUCUUUGCUGGUGAUGAUUCAGAUGCAGAAUCUCCUUCUAAGAAUCAGGUUUCAGCUACCAAACCAGAGUUACUUGUAGGAUCUAGAACUCCACUAGAUGAGCAAGUUUCCACUAUCAAAGGUACACAGAAUUCACUGAUUGAGAAGGAUGCCUCUGAUGCCUUACCUAUGCAAGAGUCUCCCUUGUCAAUGGGAGAGAUUCUAUCUUCCUUACAUCCAGGAACUUCUUUUCCAUCUCAUGCAACUGAAUGUAGUGCUGAAAGAUACUCAGUUAAACCGAAUGGAUCUCACAUGCAAGUGAAGCACACAAAUUUUUGGGGACGUAACAAUGUCAGAAAGAAUCAGCCACUGGAACAAGUUGAUUCUUCUGGUGAAGAAGAGCUUGCUAUUCAGAGGCUUGAGAUCACAAAGAAUGACCUUCAGAUAAGAAUAGCCAAAGAGGUGAAAGGCAAUGCUAUUUUACAAGCAAGUUUGGAAAGAAGAAAGCAGGCUUUGCAUGAGCGUCGUUUAGCCCUGGAACAAGAUGUAUCAAGGCUACAGGAGCAGUUGCAGGCUGAAAGAGAUCUUAGAGCUGCUUUGGAGGUUGGUUUAAGCAUGUCUUCUGGACAGUUUUCUAACUCACGCACGAUUGAUUCUAAGACAAGGGCAGAACUUGAGGAGAUCGCUCUUGCUGAAGCAGAUGUUGCUAGAUUGAAGCAGAAAGUAGCGGAGCUUCACCUCCAACUCAACCAACAAAACCAAAAUCAUUAUGGAUCAUUCCCUAGUGAUAGAUAUCUGCACCUUCCAUCUCAUCUCAAACAACAGAAGAUUGUCCAACAAGAUUUUGAUAUGAGCCUUGCCUUUUGCAAUCAUGAGAAGAAACAAAUAAGUGAGGAAAGCUCAUCAGCAACAGAUUGGAGGAGAGCAAUGCCACAAGGACCUCCAUUUACUAGUUCCAAGAUACUUUCGAGGAAGCAUUCUACUGAUAAAGUUAGUCUAAAUGAUUUAAGAGGCUUGGAGAUCGAAGCAUCGACCAGCAUGCCUUCUCAAGUAAGGCCAGCGAUUGUUGAUAACUCGCCUAAGAUAACAGAGGUUGCGGAAUAUCCUCGACAGCUAUCUGGGGCAUCGUCUACACUGGCAGAAUUGACAACCCGACUCGAUUUCUUCAAAGAGAGGCGAUCACAACUAAUGGAACAGCUCCAUAGUCUUGAUCUAAGCCACGGAGCAUCUUCUCAAGGUAUACCACACAAAUCGUCCCCUCGUAAUUGAUCUCAAAAGAGGCAUCGAUAACUGCCGGGCUUGUACAUCCGUGAUCCAUGUAAUCUACUUUUAAAGCUUCUUGCAUUGGUAACUUGCGCUGUUUGAGUGUGCAUCAUUUGGUGUGACUGCUGCAGGAAUGUAAAUUUUGUUACGUUUCUUUUAUUUUCUCCGUGUGGUGGUGUAUUUUCAUUAAUAAUGUUCUUUUCUUAUGUUUUGUUUUCAAAACAAGAUACCAAUAUGAUCUGGAAAAGUAGUUCUUAUUGUUUGAUUAAAUUGUCUAUGAGCUUAAA